This is a messenger RNA of Lachnellula hyalina, 2127 nucleotides long. RefSeq names its product Methylcrotonoyl-CoA carboxylase subunit alpha, mitochondrial (gene MCCC1). The record is from RefSeq and is a predicted model, not a curated record. Bases 1 to 2127 code for a protein of 708 amino acids. Lineage: Eukaryota; Fungi; Ascomycota; Leotiomycetes; Helotiales; Lachnaceae. Gene Ontology annotation, cellular component: mitochondrion. The transcript has 3 exons. Gene Ontology annotation, molecular function: metal ion binding; methylcrotonoyl-CoA carboxylase activity; ATP binding.
AUGCUGCCAUCAUCAAGAACACGGGCCUUUGCCCGUGCCAUAAAUGCAAUUCAAACCCGUCAUCUCUCCACGAACCCCUCCACAACACCCAUAGCUUCCGUCCUUAUAGCAAACCGCGGUGAAAUUGCUCUUCGAGUUGGACGCACAGCCUCUGAACUUGGCGUGCGCUGUACGACUAUCUAUACGGAUCCAGAUUCGCACUCACAGCAUGCCCUCUCGAGUCCCUUCGCCGUUAAUCUCGGUGCACCGACUGCCUAUCUUGACGGGGAGCGGAUUAUAAAGGUUGCAAAGGAGCGGGGCUGCGAGGCCUUACAUCCGGGAUAUGGGUUCUUAAGUGAGAAUUCGGCGUUUGCGAAGAGAUGUGUGGAGGAGGGCUUGGUGUUUAUUGGACCACCAUGGAAGGCUAUUGAGGCUAUGGGUAAUAAGUCCCGGAGUAAGGAGAUUAUGAUUGCUGCUGGGGUUCCCUGUAUACCGGGCUACCAUGGAAAGAACCAGGAUCCGGAAUACUUUUUAGAAGAGUCCAGAAAGAUUGGUUUUCCAGUCAUGGUAAAAGCAGUGAAAGGAGGUGGUGGGAAGGGAAUGAGAAUUGCACUUACUGAGGAUGAAUUCUUGAGUAAACUGGAGAGCGCAAAGAGUGAAGGCAGAAAUUCUUUUGGGGAUGAUGAGAUGCUGGUCGAGAAGUACAUCUCAACCCCAAGGCAUAUUGAAGUCCAAGUUUUUGCGGACAAAUAUGGUAAUGCCGUGGCAUUAGGAGAGCGAGAUUGCAGUCUACAAAGAAGACACCAAAAGGUUUUGGAAGAAGCUCCAGCCCCUAACCUCGCCGAGGAUAUUAGACAAGACCUAUGGGAGAAGGCAAGAGCUGCUGCAUUAGCUGUACAAUAUGAGGGUGCUGGAACGGUAGAAUUCAUCUUUGACAACGAUACCAAUGAGUUCUUCUUCAUGGAAAUGAAUACAAGACUCCAAGUCGAGCACCCUGUGACCGAAGAGAUCACCGGGGAAGAUCUCGUAUCCUGGCAGUUCAAGGUUGCCGCUGGCGAGCCUCUACCCCUUGAUCAAGCUACGAUUACACAGAGAAUUUCAGAACGUGGAUGGGCCAUUGAAGCUCGUAUCUACGCCGAAAACCCAAGUGAAAACUUCAUGCCAGAUUCAGGCAAGCUGAGUCAUUUACGGACUCCCCAAACAUCUGACAGUGUUCGCAUAGACGCUGGUUUUAUCCAAGGCGAUACUGUCUCCUCGGCCUAUGAUGGUAUGAUUGCGAAGCUCAUUGUCAGCGGUCCAACUCGAGAGGUAGCUCUUCGGAAACUUCAUGCUGCGUUGCAGGACUACGAGGUAGUAGGCCUAAACACCAAUAUCGAGUUCUUGAAGAAGAUUUGUAAAAGUCCAGCAUUCAUCAGAGGUGAGGUAGAGACUGGGUAUAUUCAGAAAUACCACGAUGAGCUGUUUGCUCCUGAAGUUGUUGAGCCGGAAACAUUCGCCCAAGCUGCGUUAGGUAUUUUGGCAAAAGAGAGUCUUGAGAAGGGAGCAGACUUCCCUACCGGUCCACAUGGACAAGCCACUGGAUUUAGUGCGCGGAAUGAGCGCCAGUUUUUGUUUAUGGAUUCCAGCGGCUCGGAGUCGAAACAAUUUAAUGUCACUAUCAACCAGUCCGGGCAGAAGUUGUACAAUAUUCAGGUCAAGGGUCCUGGAAUAGACGGGUCCUUCGAAAACGUUGUCUGCGAAGGAGGUGUUCCUUCUAUCUCAACAUUCUAUCCUCAUACGCGGAUUGAGAGUACCAUUAUCACGGACGGUGACAAAUUGACCAUCUUUCAACAGGGAAAGAAGACUCAGUUAAGGCUAGCCACGCCAUCAUGGUACGAAAAAGCAUUAGGAUUGAAAGAUGUGACCAACAGUGUCCUGGCACCUAUGCCAUGCAAGGUAUUGAGAAAUGAGGUCAAAGAGGGCGAUGAGGUUGAAAAGGAUCAGGCUUUAGUUGUCAUCGAGAGUAUGAAGAUGGAGACCGUAAUUCGGUCACCGCAAAAAGGGGUCAUUGCCAAGCUGGUGCACCAGGAGGGAGACAUAUGCAAGGCUGGGACGGUCCUUGUGCUCUUUGAAAAGGUAUCUAUUCUCCUUAAACAACGGGGUUGCUGA